Molecule: messenger RNA, 1750 nt
Organism: Porites lobata
Lineage: Eukaryota; Metazoa; Cnidaria; Anthozoa; Scleractinia; Poritidae
Source: the annotation of a GenBank genome assembly
AUGGAGCAAGAAGACUGUAAUGAUUUGUUGGUGAUCCUCCGGGAGAUUCACGAUCAAUUAUUCCAGCUUCUCAAACAGUACCACAGACUUUGUAAUUUUAGCAUGGAAGGUGAUGACCCUUUAGAAUGUAACGUUGGACACAGUUUUGUAACACAGGAACCCAGUGCACGAGGGAGACGACGUCUUGAAAUCGACGAAGAAACUCUUAGUGAGUUACACAGCAUUUACUACGCGUGGAGUGCAGUUGCCUGUGAGACGGGCGUUUCGUAUCGAACGAUUUUACGAAGGCGGCAUGAGUUAGGUUUUCUGAUUGCCAACAGAGCGGGUCCAAGGAACACUUUCUGUAACAUAACUGACGAUGACCUCUGCAAUGUUGUUCACGAGGUUUUGCAAAAUAUGCCAGAUGCCGGUGAGACAUACAUAAUAGGAGCAAUAAGAAGUCGUGGAAUGAUAGUGCAGAGAUGGCGUAUUAGACAAGCAAUUCAGACCGUGGAUCCCAUCAGUCGUGCACUUAGAAGAACCUUUGCUGUAGUAAGACGAGUGUACAAUGUUGUUUGCCCCAAUGAAUUAUAGUAAUUUUGACUUUUAAUCAUGGACCCAUUUUGCUGCAUCUUCCUGGAUUCGUUUAAGCUAUUACUGUCGAAGUAAGAAAACCAUAAAAACUUGAAGUAUGUCUGGAAUGUUGUGCAGUGACCAGUUAUCCUCAGGUUCUGAUCCCCUGAGCAAACAUCAAAACCACAAACUAAUGCAUUAUCAUUGUUACUGUUUGCUGUUUUCUUACUCCUGAUUGACUUUUUCCUUCAGUGACAAUAAGACAACAUGGAUAUGAUAUCUCUGGUGUUACAGUUUUCUCACUUUGACAGUAAACAUACUGGUUUUUCAAGUAACCUUUGUGGCUGCAGGUGCCACAGAGAGGGAGGGGCUGGGGGGGGGGGGUCACUUUAGCCCCUCCACUUUUUUCUUUGGUAUGGUUAUUUAUUUUUUAUUCAGUGCCUUUGGGGUUGGGGGUGCAUUUCCAGUGCUUUGUAAGAAGCAUUUUCAUCUGGACAAGGAUCCUACUUCAGGAAAGUUAAUUGUUCUAGUUUGGUGGCUACAAUUUUACUCUGAAGGCACAUCAAAAUUAGCAGCAGAUAAACCAAGAAGGAGGGGCUGGUGUAAGAAUAGCCUUCAUGUUUUCAACCACAUAACAACUUUCUUAGAAAGCUCUGUGGCCUGUAUACUCUUGAAUUUUAUUAUUAAUGUCCAAAGAUGUAUUAUUGAUGCUUAAGACCACAUCUUAUUCUCCCAUUACAACUGUUAAGGUUAAGUGGGUAAAGUGAAGUGCAGAAUUUUUGUUGGUCAUGUUGAAAAAACAUUGAGGAAAAAUGGCUUGUAAUUAAUUUUUACAAAUACCGUUUUGGGGAUUUCAAGAAAUACAUUCCAGGAAUUGAUUUCCCAGCGGUCAUGUUUGGAUCCACCAGGAAACAAAGGUGCAGUUGACUUCAAGUUACAUUUGUUUUACAGGCACAUAGAUGGACAUCAUAAGUUGGUCAGGUGGCGUUUUGUAAUUCAUGGAGGCAUUGAUGGUUUCAGUAGAAGUAUCGUAUAUCUCAGAUGUUCUUCAAAUAACAAAGCGGAGACUGUUCCAGCCUUAUUUUUGGAUGCUUAAGAAAGAUUUGGACUCCCACCACGUGUCACGUCUGAUUUUGGAACAGAGAAUGUAGAUGUAGCUAGAUAUUUGCUACAACAUCCCCAAAGAGGUAUCAACAGG